CUCGCGAGACGCGGCGCGCGGGCGGGCGGGCGCUGCAGCUCCCUCAGGGUCGCCUCAGCCGCUCCCGGGCCGCGCUCGCUCCUUCCCUCCCUCCUCUCCUUCCUUCCUUUUCCUUCCCUCCUCUCCUUCCUGCCGUCUGCCCCAGCGCCGCCGACAUGUCCCGCUACCUGCGGCCCCCCAACACCUCGCUCUUCGUGCGAAACGUGGCCGACGACACCCGGUCCGAAGACUUGCGCCGGGAGUUUGGUCGUUAUGGGCCUAUAGUUGAUGUUUACGUUCCACUUGACUUCUACACCCGUCGUCCCAGAGGAUUUGCCUAUGUUCAAUUUGAAGAUGUCCGUGAUGCAGAAGAUGCUCUCCAUAAUUUGGAUCGAAAGUGGAUUUGUGGUCGGCAAAUAGAAAUCCAGUUUGCACAGGGGGACCGCAAGACACCAAACCAAAUGAAAGCCAAGGAAGGGAGAAACCUGUACAGUUCUUCUCGUUACGAUGACUAUGACAGAUACAGGCGGUCUCGGAGUCGCAGCUACGAGCGCAGACGGUCGCGGAGUCGCUCCUUUGAUUACAGCUAUAGAAGAUCCUAUAGUCCCAGAAACAGUAGACCUACUGGAAGACCUCGUCGUAGCAGAAGCCAUUCGGACAACGAUAGGUUCAAACACCGCAAUCGAUCUUUUUCAAGAUCUAAGUCCAAUUCAAGAUCACGAUCCAAGUCACAGCCCAAGAAAGAAAUGAAGGCUAAAUCACGGUCUAGGUCUGCAUCUCACACCAAAUCUAGAGGCACCUCUAAAACAGAUUCUAAAACACACUAUAAGUCCAGCUCAAGAUAUGAGAAGGAGUCGAGAAAAAAAGAACCAGCUAGAUCCAAAUCACAGUCAAGAUCACAUUCUAGAUCUAGGUCAAAAUCCAGAUCAAGGUCUUGGACUAGUCCCAAGUCCAGUGGCCACUAACAGUGUAUCCAUGUUGGUUUAGGCAUGUAAGAUUCAUUUACACACAGUUCAGUUUACUUAAUUAUCAGGAAUAUAAUGUUGCAACAGUGCUAAAAAAUAUUUUCUUUGUCAGUUUUCCCUGUAGCCGACAAUGGUUGAAAUUAAAACAGUGUUGAGAAGCCACAGAGAGAGAGAGAGAGGGAGAGAGAUUGUCCAUUUGGUUAAAUGUCAUGGGCAGCUACUGAUUUGGUUGUGGUGUCUCUAUGUAUAUUUUUGUAAAGAUCUGCAUUUUUAAUGCUUAGAUAUUUGGUGAUGACUUGAUUGAUCGUAACUUGCAACAUUGUCCUUUUACAAAUGUCACACCCAUAGAGAAAUUCCUACCAGUUUGUGCUGGGCAGUUAAACCAGCUUUUUAACUGGUUCUUCAACUCUAUAAAGUCUGUGAGAAAAAGGAAAACUGGACAGCUGUAGUGCAACACUGGCUGCUAGGAAAUCAGACUGGCAGUUUGUUUCCAUGGCUCCAGGGCAGGUUUCCAUGUUCUCCGUGCCCACCAGCACCAGCAGGUUGGCACAUGGAGCUCUGUGGAGGGAGAUUUGGGAGAUUUCUCUUUAGCCUGCAGUCUGGAGAGAUGGUACUAACCUUGCAUGUACGACAUGGGCAGAGAGCUGGUCUUGGAGCUCACUCAGAGCCUGUGCAGUGUUGUUGACCCCUCGGGAUAGAGGCUUCACUGCCUCUGCCCUGGCUGCUGGUGCUGAAUGUGAGGGAAAAUCCCACCUUGAAAUGAAGAUCUAAAAUCAGAUUUCAGCAAACGGCAGAGCAACUAAAUAUUAGGUUGUGUGUACAUUUAUGCAGUUUUUUGUAUCCUCAAUUUUAGUGAGCAGUUAACCAUAAAGUUGCUUAGUUUUCCUGCUGUUAGAUACAAGUAGAUUGUUUCAAGUUGUGUGUGUACAGUAUAUAAGAACUAAACUUUUAUGCCAAUGACUCCUGUGGUUAGUUGGUGUAUUCAUAGGUAUCAAACUGUAGCCAUCUCCCUGGGUUACCAGGCUUGCUUGCUUUUUACACAGCAAAAAAGCAGUUGGUCAAGCAAGUCUGAAUCACUCCUUCCUCAGAAUGGAUAGUGGUUUGGUUACAAGAUUUCCUUUUCCUUCAGAACAAAUGUUUAAAGUUGGAUAUGAACAAGAGCUGCAUCUCUAGUUAUGUAGUUUAUCAUUAAUACAGUAUAUUUAGAAAAUUAAACGUGAAAAAUAACAAACCCA
This is a messenger RNA of Lonchura striata (white-rumped munia), 2179 nucleotides long. NCBI's taxonomy places the organism in Eukaryota, Metazoa, Chordata, Aves, Passeriformes, Estrildidae. The record is from RefSeq and is a predicted model, not a curated record.